This is a messenger RNA of Spinacia oleracea (spinach), 777 nucleotides long. RefSeq names its product secreted RxLR effector protein 161-like. The coding region runs from base 1 to 777 and encodes 258 amino acids. The record is from RefSeq and is a predicted model, not a curated record. NCBI's taxonomy places the organism in Eukaryota, Viridiplantae, Streptophyta, Magnoliopsida, Caryophyllales, Amaranthaceae. The transcript has a single exon.
AUGGUUGUAAGAUCACUUGAAGUGGAUAAGGACCCUUUCCGUCCUCGGGAAAAUGAUGAAGAAAUUCUUGGUCCUGAAGUACCAUACUUAAGUGCAAUUGGAGCAUUGAUGUAUCUUGCUAGUCAUACAAGACCUGACAUAUCAUUUUCUGUGAAUUUGUUAGCAAGGUUUAGCUCAUGCCCAACCCGUAGGCAUUGGAAUGGGAUUAAACAUGUACUUCGUUAUCUACAAGGUACAAAAGAUAUGGGUUUGUUCUUUCCUAAUUUAUCAAAAGAAGGUUUAGCUGGUUUUGCAGAUGCAGGAUAUUUAUCUGAUCCUCAUAAUGGCCGAUCACAAACUGGAUAUCUGUUCACAUGUGGAGGUACUGCCAUUUCUUGGCGUUCUAUGAAACAAACUAUUGCAGCUACUUCCUCUAACCAUUCUGAGAUAUUAGCAAUUCAUGAGGCUAGUCGUGAAUGUGUAUGGCUACGGUCUGUGAUUCAACAUAUAAGAGAAGAUUGUGGUUUAUCCUCCGAGAAAGAGGCACCAACAAUUUUAUAUGAAGAUAAUGCAGCAUGUAUUGCACAACUCAAGGAAGGAUACAUCAAAGGUGAUAGAACAAAGCACAUAUCACCAAAAUUCUUUUUCACUCAUGAACUUCAGAAGAAUGGCGAUAUAAAUGUCUUGCAGAUUCGUUCAAGUGAAAAUUUGGCAGAUUUAUUUACUAAGGCGCUUCCUACUGCUACAUUUAAAAAGUUGAUUCACCUCAUUGGUUUGCCCCGUCUCAAAGAUCUUUAG